AAUACCACCAGAUGGCGGCUUAGGAUUGCUGCUCUACUGAAAGGCGCGGUUCUGCUCGCGGUCCAAUUUCCAAUUAAAAACCUUUGCCGUUUUAAAAAAAAUAUUUUCUAAUUUUUCAACUGGAGAUAGUUAAACGCUACAGUAAUGGACGGGAAAGGUUAUUGUGGGAUAUGCCUAUCUUGAAGACGUUGGUGUGCACAAGACGGUUUUUUUUUAGAGUCUUACAAGAAGUUAAUAAAGAUAAUACAUAAUUAAGCACUUGUGAGAAGACAUUCUUAAAAGACAUUUUUAAAAGUUUCUGAAGUGAAAAGCUGCUAAGAAAAAAAUGAUUACUUCAGAGCUACCAGUUUUACAGGACUCGACGAAUGAGUCCGGGCAGGCGGAAGCGGUUGCUGUCAGUGUGAGUGAGCUGGAGGACACCAGCGAGGUCAAGGGCAAGAGGAAGAGAGGGCGCCCUGGAAGGCCUCCGUCUGCCAACAAAAAGCCUCGGAAGUCACCUGCUGAAAAGAACCAGUUGGCAGGAUCCAGAGGAGGGAGAAAAGCCAACGGUGUCUCCCAGCAGAAUGGGGAUGGAGAGCCUGUCACCCUGUUUGAGGUGGUGAAGAUGGGCAAGAGUGCCAUGCAGGCUGUAGUUGAUGACUGGAUUGAGUCCUAUAAACAGGACCGAGACAUAGCACUUCUGGACCUGAUCAAUUUCUUUAUCCAGUGCUCUGGAUGUAAAGGCACUGUAAGAAUUGAGAUGUUCCGAAACAUGCAGAAUGCAGAGAUUAUCAGAAAAAUGACAGAAGAAUUUGACGAGGACAGUGGUGAUUACCCACUCACUAUGCCAGGGCCUCAGUGGAAGAAAUUCAGAUCAAAUUUUUGUGAAUUUAUUGGGGUGCUAAUUCGACAGUGUCAGUACAGUAUCAUUUAUGACGAGUAUAUGAUGGACACUGUUAUUUCCCUACUUACUGGGCUCUCUGACUCCCAGGUCAGAGCCUUUAGGCAUACCAGUACUCUGGCAGCUAUGAAGCUUAUGACUGCCCUUGUCAACGUGGCCUUGAAUCUGAGUAUCCACCAGGAUAACACACAGAGGCAAUACGAGGCAGAGAGAAACAAAAUUGUAGGAAAGCGAGCAAAUGAGAAAUUGGAGUUGCUUUUAGAAAAGCGUAAAGAGCUUCAAGAAAAUCAGGAUGAGAUCGAAAAUAUGAUGAACUCUAUUUUCAAGGGUAUUUUUGUUCACAGAUAUAGGGAUGCAAUUGCUGAAAUCAGAGCUAUUUGUAUAGAGGAAAUUGGUGUUUGGAUGAAGAUGUACAGUGAUGCCUUCCUUAAUGAUAGUUAUCUCAAAUAUGUUGGUUGGACUCUGCAUGACCGGCAAGGUGAAGUCAGGUUGAAAUGUUUGAAAGCUCUGCAAAAUCUCUACACCAACAGGGAGCUCUUUCCAAAACUGGAACUUUUCACAAACAGGUUUAAGGAUCGAAUUGUGUCCAUGACCCUUGAUAAAGAGUAUGAUGUAGCUGUGGAAGCCAUUCGAUUGGUGACUUUAGUAUUACAAGGGAGUGAGGAUGCCCUCUCCAAUGAAGACUGUGAGAAUGUGUACCAUCUGGUGUACUCGGCCCAUCGCCCUGUGGCAGUAGCAGCGGGAGAGUUCCUGCAUAGGAAGUUGUUCAGCCGACAUGACCCCCAAGCAGAGGAGGCCUUGGCCAAGAGAAGAGGGAGAAAUAGCCCUAAUGGAAAUCUCAUUCGAAUGCUUGUACUGUUCUUCUUAGAAAGUGAGCUACAUGAGCAUGCAGCCUAUUUGGUGGAUAGCUUAUGGGAAAGCUCACAGGAACUGCUAAAGGACUGGGAGUGCAUGACUGAAUUACUGGUGGAGGAGGCUGUUCAAGGAGAGGAAGUAUUGUCAGACAGACAAGAAACUGCACUGAUAGAGCUGAUGAUGUGCACCAUUCGGCAGGCAGCAGAGGCUCACCCUCCAGUUGGCAGAGGAACUGGAAAGAGAGUACUGACUGCCAAAGAAAGGAAAAUGCAGAUUGAUGACAAAAAUAAGCUAACGGAACACUUCAUUAUGGCACUUCCAAUGUUGCUUUCCAAGUAUCAAGCUGACUCUGAGAAGGUGGCAAACCUAUUGCAAAUCCCUCAAUAUUUCGACCUAGACAUCUAUAGUGCAGGGAGGAUGGAAAAGCACCUAGAUGCCCUGCUAAAACAGAUCAAGUUUGUGGUGGAAAAGCAAACAGAGAUAGAUGUGUUGGAAGCCUGCAGUAAAACAUAUAGCAUUCUGUGUAGUGAGGAAUACACCAUCAUGAACAGAGUGGACAUUGCCCGCAGUCAGCUCAUAGAUGAGCUGGUGGACAGGUUCAAUCAUUCAGUGGAGGAACUACUGCAAGAGGGUGAAGAAGCAGAUGAUGAUGACAUUUAUAAUGUACUUUCAACUUUGAAGCGACUAACAGCAUUCCAUAAUGCACAUGAUCUUACCAAGUGGGAUAUGUUUGGAAAUUGCUACAGGUUGCUGAAGGCAGGUAUCGAACAGGGGUCAAUGCCAGAGCAAAUUGCAGUACAGGCCCUGCAGUGUUCUCACUACUCUAUUCUCUGGCAGCUGGUCACGAUUACAGAAGGAUCCCCAUCCAAGGAUGAUCUAAGUGCACUAAGAAAAGUCGUCAAGUCUUUCCUUGCUGUUUGUCAGCAAUGCUUAUCGAAUGUCAACACUCCAGUUAAAGAACAGGCCUUUAUGCUCCUCUGUGAUCUUCUGAUGAUCUUCAGUCACCAAUUGACAUCAGGAAGCAGGGAGGGGCUGCAGCCGCUAGUGUUCAAUCCAGAUAAUCCGCUGCAGAAUGAACUCCUGAGCUUUGUGAUGGAUCACGUCUUCAUUGAUCAAGAUGACGAGAACCAAAGCAUAGAGGGGGAUGAAGAAGAUGAAGCUAAUAAGAUAGAAGCCCUACACAAGAGGAGAAACCUCCUUGCCGCGUUCAGUAAACUCAUCAUCUACGAUAUUGUUGACAUGCAUGCUGCUGCUGACAUCUUCAAACACUAUAUGAAGUACUACAAUGAUUAUGGAGAUAUCAUCAAGGAAACGCUAAGUAAAACGAGGCAAACGGACAAGAUCCAGUGUGCCAAAACUCUCAUUCUCAGCUUGCAACAGCUCUUUAAUGAGCUUAUUCAGGAACAAGGCCCUAAUCUGGACAGAACCUCCUCUCAUGUCAGUGGAAUUAAGGAGCUGGCUCGAAGAUUUGCACUUACCUUUGGUCUAGAUCAGAUCAAAACGAGAGAAGCUGUUGCAACCCUGCACAAGGAUGGUAUAGAGUUUGCCUUCAAAUAUCAAAACCAGAAAGGACCAGAAUUUCCUCCUCCGAAUCUUGCUUUCCUUGAAGUUCUCAGUGAGUUCUCUUCAAAACUCCUUCGUCAAGACAAGAAAACAGUACACUGUUAUCUGGAGAAGUUCAUGUCAGAGCAGAUGAUGGAGCGGCGAGAGGAUGUGUGGCUGCCCCUCAUCUCCUACAGGAACUCUCUUCUAACUGGUGGCGACGAGGACAGGUUAUCUGUCACCAGCGGAAGCAGCAGCAGCAAAGCCACGUCGGUACGGAGUAAAAAAGGACGACCUCCACUUCACAAGAAACGGAUAGAGGAGGAAAGUGUGGAAAGCUCCUGGAUCAUGAGAGACACUCUCCAGACCCCUGGAGCCCUGCAGACACCACAGCUCACCUCCACAGUUCUCCGGGAAAAUCCCCGGCAAGCAGCUGAACAUAUACCAGACCAAGACUCUGAGCCAGGCUCUGAAACAGACUAUGUACACAAUCAACAAAUGCAGAUGUCCUGGUUAGGUCAGCAGAAACUGGAGGAUGUAAACCGGAAAGACAGAACAGGCAUGAAUUACAUGAAAGCAAGAAGUGGUGGUGUCCGGCAAACUGUUCGAGGCCUCAUGGAGGAUGAUGCAGAGCCGAUCUUCGAAGAUGUGAUGAUGUCAUCACGUGGCCAGCUGGAGGACAUGAAUGAAGAGUUUGAAGACACCAUGGUCAUUGAUCUGCCUCCUUCAAGGAACAGACGGGAGAGGGCUGAAUUAAGACCAGAUUUCUUUGACUCCGCAGCUAUCAUAGAAGAUGAUUCAGGUUUUGGGAUGCCCAUGUUCUGAAAGGAAAAUUGUAAGACAAAGAGCUGAAAUGUAUAUGGAGCAAGGGGCCUUUAUACUGUGAUUGCUUGUUAUAUAACAUUCUAGAAUUGAUCUACUUUAUUUUGACAAAAAAAAAGAAAAGCUGAAAAAAAGUCAAGCCAGAAGACCAUGGAAGAACUAUCAAAAGAAUUGUCACCCUUGUAGUAUAUAGCAGUUGUAUUUUUCAAGGAUUAAUGGCUUUCUUAAAUUGUCAACAAGUGCAGGUAAUACUGGUGCUGGAGUGAUUUUUGGGGGGUAACCACAAAACACAUUGCAGAAGUUUUUAAAAUAUUAAAUAUAUAAUAAAUACAUACUGUACAUUUAAACAAACAAAAAACAUACAUUUUGUUUGCUAAUGUUUUUAAACACAUGACUGUCAAGUUAGAUAGCAAUGCUGCAAUACUAGAUUAGAAACAAAUGUUUUUAAAAUCGCACUGGAUUUGGUUAGCAUUGUGGUACGCUUUAAUUAUCCCCGAGUUAGAAACAAUCACUUUGUUUCUCCAUCUUUUUUACAAAUGUAAAUGUUUGGUAAUUGUUACUGACAACAACAUUUGGUCAUUAUCAUUCUAUGGUCUUUUAAAAUUAUUCAGUCAGUUUUGUUUUCAUGUUGCCUUAUUUUUGUAUGCAUAUACAGGUUUAUAAAUAUAUUUUAAGACUGUCCAUUAUUUAUCCAAAAACACUGGGUUCAGUAAGUUUGUGGACUAAAAUGAUGGUUCAUUCAUGGGAAGACUUAAGAAUAAAAUGUAAUUUUGUGUAAUUACCACACUAAUACGUGUCUUAACUCAGUAGUAUAAUUUUGUCUGGCAAGUGCUUGGUGUCCACAGGAUUGAUUUUUAAGUAGUUUUCUUUAAGGGAAACACUGCAAUUGAUCUUCCACACACAUACAUUCUCAAUUUAGAAACUAUCUUCUUAUAAAUGUUGUUUAUUAUCCAGAUUGUAUCUGAAAACAAGUUUUAAAAUGAAGGCUCAAGUUUUAAAAUCUAUCAGUUUCUAGCAGCAAGGUUGUUUUAAAACAAGUACAAAGAAAAUAUCUUAACAUUUUUAACAUGUACAGAUAAUAUAACGGUAGCUCUUAAAGUAUUUUCCAGAAAAUCACACUGAUCAUUUAACCAGGGUUUUUAAACAAAUAACACAAACAAAUAUUUUGAAUUUAGUAGGUUUAGUAUGAAGUUUUGAAGCAAGUAUAAUUGUCAAAUGUUUGUACAGUUCUAUUUGAACAGAUUUGUUGCCAAAUUGUGGAUGGCAUGGUAACCCACCCACCAGGGGGCAGAGUGAAUCCAACUUCAAGGCUGCUACAGCAGGUAAAUUAGUGUACAUACAAAAGACCUAGUCAGAGAGAGAGGUUGGUUUAACAUGUCGUCAUUGUAGUUCUGUGGGCAUAGACGCAUAAUAGAUGCUGCAUGGUUUGAGUCCCAAUUGCAACAAACCUUGUCCUUCAGUCAUCUAUAUCGAAAUGGAAUUCUAACUUAAAACAGCAUUGCAGAAAAAUGUAUAAUUUAAGGUUUCAUAUCUAGGUACUUCCAUGGUGGAUUUCAAAUUCAGUUCAGAGUCAAUAGGUUUUAUAUUUUGUGUGUCUGAUUGGUUUUGCUAGUAAUCCUGUAAAUUGUACAUUUUCAAUAUUAAAAAAAAAAAAUCUUUGUACAAUUUAAAAGCUGAUGCUUCACCUUUUACUUUAAUAAACUGUUCUAAAACUGUGUGUGUUUUUAGAAUGAGGUUCUAUUGGGUUUCUGCGGUAGUUAAAUACAUCGAUUCACUUGGUUCCAAGGUUAAGAGCCUAUCUAUUUGUACUGUGUUUAAAUAAUAAAAAUAAUAAGAAGCCAUUGAUUGGAUCAUCUCUAGUUAGACCUAAUUAGCACCUCAAUGGAUCCAAUUUGAUUACUGUUUGAAUUACUGAAGAUAAAUUAAAUGUUUGAGUAUUGGCUUGCCUGUUUGAUAAUUAGUAGAUAAUUAAUUAAUUUUUGCUUAUUUGCAUUAAACAUUUUAUUCUAACUUGGCCUUAUGAUAAACUUAACUCCAGAAUAAAGGCUGGUUCACACUGGGCAUACGAGUCAUACAAACACGUCCCCUUGCGUUCAAAUAGUAGACACUGCGAACGAGUUCGUAGAUUUCAACUUAUCAGUGUGAAGUUGGUGACGUCACUUCAACCAAUUGCACAACUUAGUAAAAUCCAAUUUACCUUUUAUUAUUUUAAAUAAAUUAUACUUGUGUAGAUGUAGCGGAAAAUGGCUAAAGAACUAAUAAUUAAGCAUGUACUGUACCAUAAAUAAACAGAUAAUCAUAAUGAAAACUUAACAACUCAGGAAUUUAAACAGGGUUUGAUGUGUGUCUCUCAGCAGCCUACGUACAGUGUUUACGGAAAGCGGGAUGGUUAAAUUGAGCGGGUCAGCUCAACAAAGUCGGAGAGAAUGUCAGUGAUUUUACCAUGAAACUGAAUGGUGGCAUUUGUUGUCAAUCACACAAUUAUUUUUUUGGAUCGGCUAUUUACAAAAAGAGGCGUUGCGGUUAGUGUAUAAGUUAAAUGCGGCUGUGUGCACGACUCUCCGAACCUCCAGAACUUUGUUUUUUUAACUAAACGCAGGUAGAAGAAUCGCUCGGUGUGAACUACAGCCUGCGUCCUUCUGAAUCUUAUGCGCAGUGUGAACCAGCUUUAACAGACUGAAACUCAUACUUGUGUUCGUGCUUCAUUUUCACUGCAAGUUUGAGUUCACUGUAACAGAGGAAGAAAUUAAAGACCAUUUUGUUGUUUUUACCAAAAGUGGU
Messenger RNA from Polyodon spathula (Mississippi paddlefish), 6880 nucleotides. Its product is annotated as cohesin subunit SA-1. The coding region runs from base 326 to 4102 and encodes 1258 amino acids. Gene Ontology annotation, cellular component: cohesin complex; nucleus; chromatin. Gene Ontology annotation, biological process: sister chromatid cohesion. Gene Ontology annotation, molecular function: chromatin binding. NCBI's taxonomy places the organism in Eukaryota, Metazoa, Chordata, Actinopteri, Acipenseriformes, Polyodontidae. The transcript is spliced from 34 exons. The record is from RefSeq and is a predicted model, not a curated record.